Molecule: messenger RNA, 354 nt
Organism: Huiozyma naganishii CBS 8797
Lineage: Eukaryota; Fungi; Ascomycota; Saccharomycetes; Saccharomycetales; Saccharomycetaceae
Gene: CYC7
Product: cytochrome c isoform 2
Exons: 1
Coding region: 1-354 (117 amino acids)
Biological process (GO): mitochondrial electron transport, ubiquinol to cytochrome c; mitochondrial electron transport, cytochrome c to oxygen
Cellular component (GO): mitochondrial intermembrane space
Molecular function (GO): electron transfer activity; heme binding
Source: RefSeq, a predicted model, not a curated record
AUGGCGAAGGGUAAGAAAGGUGAGAAGGGCGGCGAGCCCAGUGCGAAGAAAGGUGCGACACUGUUUAAGACACGGUGUCUACAGUGCCACACCGUCGAGGAAGGCGGUCCGCACAAAGUGGGGCCCAACUUGCACGGGGUCUUCGGGAGAACCUCGGGACAGGCCCCCGGGUACUCGUACACCGAUGCAAACAUUAAGAAGGCGGUCAAGUGGGACACGGAAAACAUGUCUGAGUACUUGGCGAACCCGAAGAAGUACAUCCCGGGCACGAAGAUGGCCUUUGGCGGGCUGAAGAAACAAAAGGAUAGGGACGACCUGAUCGCAUACAUGAAGGACGCCGCGGGCAACUCGUGA